Molecule: messenger RNA, 1720 nt
Organism: Oryza sativa Japonica Group (Japanese rice)
Lineage: Eukaryota; Viridiplantae; Streptophyta; Magnoliopsida; Poales; Poaceae
Product: UDP-glycosyltransferase 79-like
Molecular function (GO): quercetin 3-O-glucosyltransferase activity; quercetin 7-O-glucosyltransferase activity
Source: RefSeq, a predicted model, not a curated record
CCUGUAACACCGCGAUCAGUCCAUGCGCAGUUCAGACUUUCAGUUUAGCUAUAGCUCGCGAAGCCGCCAUGGGCUCGCACGGCGACGACGGCGGCGGCGGCGGAGCUCACGUGCUCCUCCUGCCGUACCCAAGCCAGGGCCACGUCCACCCGAUGCUCCAGUUCGCCAAGCGCCUCGCGUUCCACGGCAUGCGCCCCACGCUCGCUGUCACCCGCUACAUCCUCGCCACCUGCGCGUCGCCCGACGCCGCCGCGGCGGGCGCCGUCCGCUUCGCCACCAUCUCCGACGGCUGCGACGCGGGCGGCUUCGGCGAGUGCUGCGACGACGACGGCGGCGGCGGCGUCACGGCCUACCUGUCCCGCCUCGAGUCCGCGGGGGCGGCGACGCUGGACAAGCUCCUCCGGGACGAGGCCUCAGACUCCGGUGGACGACGCCCCGUGCGCGUCCUCGUCUACGACGCGUUCCUCCCGUGGGGGCGCCCCGUGGCGGCGCGCCACGGCGCCGCGGCGGUGGCGUUCUUCACGCAGCCGUGCGCCGUCAACGUGGUGUACGGCCACGUCUGGUGCGGCCGGCUGCGCGUCCCCGUGGAGGCCGGCGACGGCGAGGAUGGCGGCGGCGGCGCCGUCGCGCUGCCCGGCUUGCCGGCGCUGUCGCCGGAGGGGUUGCCGUGGUUCAUCAAGGUCGGCCCCGGCCCGUACCCGGCGUACUUCGACCUGGUGAUGAAGCAGUUCGACGGGCUGGAGCUCGCCGACGACGUGCUCGUCAAUUCCUUCUACGAGCUCGAACCCGAGGAGGCGGCGUACAUGGCGUCGGCGUGGCGCGCCAAGACGAUCGGGCCGACGGUGCCGGCCGCCUACCUCGGCGACGGCCGCAUGCCGGGCGACACCAAGUACGGCUUCCACCUGUUCGAGCUCACCACGGCGCCGUGCGUGGCGUGGCUGGGCGCGCACCCGCCGCGCUCCGUCGUGUUCGCCUCCUUCGGCAGCCUCUCCGACCUCGACCCGGCCGAGAUGCGCGAGGUCGCGCUCGCCCUCCUCGACGCCGGCGCCCCGUUCCUCUGGGUGGUCCGCUCGUCGGAGUCCCACAAGCUCCCCGCCGGCUACGCCGCCGCCGCCGCCGCCGCCAACGGGAUGGUGGUGUCGUGGUGCCCGCAGCUGGAGGUGCUGGCCCACCCCGCCGUGGGCUGCUUCCUGACGCACUGCGGGUGGAACUCGACGGCGGAGGCGCUGGUCGCCGGCGUGCCGAUGGUGGCGCUGCCGCAGUGGACGGACCAGCCGAUGAACGCCGAGUACGUGGAGGCCGUGUGGGGGGCCGGCGUGCGCGUGCGGCCGGCCGCCGCCGCCGGGCUCGCGGCGAGGGCGGAGGUGGCGCGCGGGAUCGAGGAGGUGAUGCGCGGCGAGAGGAGCGGCGAGUACCGGAGGAACGCCGCAGCGUGGAUGGAGAAGGCCAGGGCGGCGAGCCGGGAGGGCGGGAGCUCGGACCGGAACAUCGCCGAGUUCGUGGCCAUGUACGGAUGAUAUGAUUUUGUUGUUGCGCACGUGUGCGUGUGUAUGUUCGCACGUGCGAGAACCAUUAAUGAUAGGUAUCACAUGGAAUCAUAUGGAUGGAUUAAAUAAGGGAUUUAUUAUUACUGGAGUAAUAAUAAGUAAAUAAAUAUGGCAUGAUUUUGUAUUUUGGUUGAAUAGUUUGUGGGUAUAAUUCGAUCAGUUUGUGGAUGCUA